CCGGCUGGAUUUGGGGGAGGCCUCAAGGUCACCAUCCAGAGCAGAGAAAGCCCUCCAUUUCGGGGAGGGAACUGGGGGGCAUCCCCACGCUUCACCCGAAAGAUCCCACGCCCUUUCAGCUCCGAACGGGAUCCUGACGCUAAACCUGCAGCGGGGUUUUUGAGCCACCCCUGGCUUGAAAGCGGCUCCGACCCAAUCGACUUUUGAACGUCUUCCCUUGGCCGCUCACCUGACGAGACCCACAGCCAAGAUUGCAAGUGAGCCCCGCAUGCUCCUCGGCCCGUUUUGGGCAUCGAGCAGGAAGCGGUUUGGCCCCUUGCUCAAAGCAAAGGCCCGGAACUGAGCUCCGUGGCUGGCAGGUGUUUAGGGAACCCAAUGUCCCCAGGAGACAGACAGAGCAAGAGCCCUCGCUAGAACCGCCGCAGACACGCCCCGGGUGUGCUAAAAGCAAGGGGCUGAUUCCAGCCGGGCCCCCUUGGCACGGAGCAGGUAAAUGCGGACUCCCAGGUUCUGAACCAUGCUGGAUCCAAGACAGUGUUCAGCGAGCCCAACCCCUUCACCGAGAUAGCCAUGAACAGCUGCAAGUACAAUGGAGGCGUGGUCCGACCCCUGAGCAGCCUAAGCGCCUCCCAGCGCAACCUCCAUGAACUGGCGGCCGAGACCCAGCCCCUGCAGACCCUCCACAGCUCGGGCCUGGAGGUGGUGGUCUCCAAAACCGAGCAGGCCAAGGAUACAAGCUUGCAGGCGGACGAGGAGUCGGCGGCGCGCUCCCGGAACCAGAAGAAGAACCAGAACAUUGGGUACCGGCUGGGCCACCGGCGGGCCCUCUUCGAGAAGCGCAAACGCCUGAGCGACUACGCCUUGAUCUUCGGGAUGUUCGGCAUCGUGGUCAUGGUGACGGAGACGGAGCUCUCCUGGGGAGUCUACACCAAGGAGUCUUCAUAUUCAUUUGCACUGAAAUGCCUUAUCAGCCUUUCAACCAUGAUACUUCUGGGCCUCAUCAUCAUGUACCAUGCCAGAGAAAUCCAGCUCUUCAUGGUGGACAACGGGGCAGACGACUGGAGAAUAGCCAUGACCUACAAGCGGAUCUUUUUCAUCAGCCUGGAGCUGAUUGUGUGCGCCAUCCACCCCAUUCCGGGCCAGUAUCUCUUCACCUGGACAGCCCGGCUGGCCUUCACUUACACCACCUCGGUGGCCGACGCCGAUGUGGACAUCAUCCUCUCCAUCCCCAUGUUCCUGCGGCUCUACCUGAUCGGGCGCGUCAUGCUGCUCCAUAGCAAGCUCUUCACCGACGCCUCCUCCCGCAGCAUCGGCGCCCUCAACAAGAUCAACUUCAACACCCGCUUCAUCAUGAAGACCCUCAUGACCAUCUGCCCCGGCACCGUGCUGCUGGUCUUCAGCAUCUCCUCCUGGAUCAUUGCCGCCUGGACGGUCCGCGUGUGCGAGAGGUACCACGACAAACAGGAAGUGACCAGCAAUUUCCUGGGAGCGAUGUGGUUAAUUUCAAUCACGUUUCUCUCCAUUGGCUACGGCGACAUGGUGCCGCACACCUAUUGCGGGAAGGGAGUGUGCCUGCUCACUGGAAUCAUGGGCGCUGGGUGUACGGCCCUGGUUGUCGCUGUGGUAGCCCGGAAGCUGGAACUCACGAAAGCUGAAAAACACGUGCACAAUUUUAUGAUGGACACACAGUUAACAAAGCGGGUGAAAAACGCUGCUGCCAACGUACUCAGGGAAACGUGGCUCAUCUAUAAACACACCAAGCUGGUGAAGAAGAUUGACCAUGCCAAAGUUCGGAAACACCAGCGUAAGUUCCUCCAAGCCAUCCAUCAAUUGAGGAGUGUGAAAAUGGAGCAACGGAAACUGAAUGACCAGGCAAACACCCUGGUGGAUUUGGCAAAGACCCAGAACGUCAUGUACGACAUGAUCUCCGAGCUCCAAGAGCGCAACGAGGACCUGGAGAAACGCAUCAACACGCUGGAGAGCAAGAUCGACGCACUGGGCCUCAGCCUGCACGCCCUGCCGGGACUCAUCAGCCAAGCCAUAAGCCAGCAGCAGCGAGAGCUGGCCAAGCGCUGCGCCCCCAGGUUCUGCCCCAUCUCCAACAGCUCGGAGAGGUCCUCGUGGACGCCGACGCGCCGGCGGACGUCUCCUUCCACCGCUCCCCACACCUCGUCGGACAGCGGGUGACACCAGGGGGCGGGCCCGGCACUCGGGCCUGUUUAUGUCUGGCCAUUGUGUGGCUGAUCUUGUUUGCUUUGUUCUGUAAAGCCCUGUACAGUUAAACUCCUGGAGUUCAUCGUGCUGGAGUGAAGCUAGAGCUGCCGUAUGGGCCUAGACUGGAGUUAGGGCUGCCUUUAUCUUGGGGAGGAGGGGGCAGGGAAUCCAAAGCGGCACCCGGUGCCCCAGUGCUCAUGGCAAGGGGACCCGGCCGCACAUGGAACUGGCACAGGUUGGGUGGAGGCAGGGCACUGCUCUAGGUCGUCCUGACAAGGAGCCAUACAGAAGGGGCGUGGUUUAGUGGUUAGGGCACAGGGCUGGGAGGCCGGACUCCUGGGUUCUUUAGGGGGCUUUGGGAAGUGGGAGAGGGUUUGAGUGGUGGCAAGAAGGGGAUCUGGGAACCAGAACACCUGGGUUCUGUUGGGAGCCAGGAAUCGGGGGUCUAGUUCUGGCUCUGGGAAAGCAGGGGAGAUCUAAUGCUUAGAGCUGGAGGGGCAGGGAGCCAGGACUCCCAGCUUCUCUCCCCGGGUCUAGGAAGGGGGGUGCUGUCUCACGGUUAGAGCAGGGCAGGGACUAGGAAUCAGGACUUUGGGGUUCUAUGCCUGGCUCUCCCACUAGGUGACCUCAGCUUAGUCACUUCACCACUCUGUGCCUCAGUUUCCCCAUCUGUAAAAUGGGGGAUAAUAAUACUGACCAUUGUAAAGCGCUGUGAGAUUCUUGGCUGCAAUAUUAAGCCAAUACAGACUGUGAACAGGGCAGGCGCAGCCGAUCCCGCCCAGCCUGAAGAGCUUCUGAUGAUGAUGGCUCCUGACCACAGCACCACACGGCAGCCGGGACCUGGGAUGGGUCUGAAUCCGGCUGCGGAUUGCGGAAGGAACUCUGUGUAGCGAACGCUGGGUGGCAGGUGGGGGCAGAGCAAUGCCCCACAUUCCAGGGAGGGGGGAAGUGAGCAGAGUGGGGAUUUAACUCAGAGUUACCUGCCCCAUGAGCCUGCCCUCAGAGCGCUGCCCUGGGGAGGGAUGGCUGGGCACAGGGGGCUGGUCCCCCCGCUUGAAUGAUGUUAAAAGCUAAACAUUAUAUGAACUACACCCCUGGCAUCAAUCUUCUGGGUGAGCCACUGAGGUUUUCUGUCAUCACAAAUGGCAAGGGAGUGGGUGCCGG
This is a messenger RNA of Caretta caretta (loggerhead turtle), 3378 nucleotides long. It is a transcript of the gene KCNN1, whose product is annotated as potassium calcium-activated channel subfamily N member 1. NCBI's taxonomy places the organism in Eukaryota, Metazoa, Chordata, Testudines, Cheloniidae. Gene Ontology annotation, cellular component: membrane. The record is from RefSeq and is a predicted model, not a curated record. Gene Ontology annotation, biological process: potassium ion transport. Gene Ontology annotation, molecular function: calmodulin binding; small conductance calcium-activated potassium channel activity.